AAGAGUCUUCUAGGUCAGAGGAGUGAAUGAAAAUGAGUUCCAAAACUCAGAAAAUGGAAUUAAAUGAUGGCCACUGCAUACCUACCCUGGGCUUUGGCACCUAUGCAACUGAAGAGCAUCUCAAGAAAAAGUCUAUGGAUUCUACCAAAAUAGCUAUAGAUGUUGGAUUCCGCCAUAUUGAUUGUUCUCACUUCUACCAAAAUGAAAAAGAGGUGGGACAGGCAAUUCGAAGCAAGAUUGAAGAUGGCACUGUGAAAAGGGAAGAUAUAUUCUGUACUUCAAAGCUUUGGUCAACGUCCCAUCGUCCAGAGUUGGUCAGACCCAGCUUGGAAAGUUCACUGAGGAAACUUAAUUUGGACUAUGUUGACCUCUAUCUCAUUCAUUUCCCAGUGUCUUUGAAGCCAGGGAAUGAUAUUUUACCUCAAGAUGAACGUGGAAACCUAUUACUUGACACAGUGGAUCUCUGUGCCACAUGGGAGGCCAUGGAAAAGUGUAAGGAUGCAGGAUUAGCCAAGUCCAUUGGGGUAUCCAACUUUAACCGUAGGCAGCUAGAGAUGAUCCUGAACAAACCAGGGCUCAAGUAUAAGCCUGUAUGCAACCAGGUAGAAUGUCAUCCUUAUCUCAACCAGAGCAAGCUGCUGGAGUACUGCAAGAUGAAUGACAUAAUCCUGGUUGCCUAUGGUGCGCUGGGAACUCAGAGAUAUAAAUACUGUGUUAAUGAAGAUACCCCAGUUCUCUUGGACGAUCCAGUUCUCUGUGCAAUGGCAAAGAUGUACAAGCGGACUCCAGCCCUAAUUGCCCUUCGCUACCAGCUACAGCGUGGGAUUGUGGUCCUGGUCAAGAGUUUCAAUGAGGAGCGAAUCAGAGAGAACAUGCAGGUUUUUGAUUUUCAAUUGACUUCAGAUCACAUGAAAAUCCUAGAUGGCCUGAACAGAAAUUUACGGUACUUUCAUGGUAAUAUGUUUAAUGCUCACCCCAGCUUUCCAUUCUUUGAUGAGUACUAGUAUGGAUGCCUUUGCCAUGAGUUCUGUUAGAAGACCUUGUGUGUGAUGCUG
Phodopus roborovskii (desert hamster) is the source of this 1055-nucleotide messenger RNA. RefSeq names its product aldo-keto reductase family 1 member C18. Gene Ontology annotation, molecular function: bile acid binding; aldose reductase (NADPH) activity; androsterone dehydrogenase [NAD(P)+] activity. The record is from RefSeq and is a predicted model, not a curated record. The coding region runs from base 27 to 1004 and encodes 325 amino acids. The transcript has 9 exons. Gene Ontology annotation, biological process: doxorubicin metabolic process; progesterone metabolic process; prostaglandin metabolic process. Gene Ontology annotation, cellular component: cytosol. NCBI's taxonomy places the organism in Eukaryota, Metazoa, Chordata, Mammalia, Rodentia, Cricetidae.